This is a messenger RNA of Nyctereutes procyonoides (raccoon dog), 916 nucleotides long. RefSeq names its product E2F-associated phosphoprotein-like. Gene Ontology annotation, biological process: positive regulation of cell population proliferation. NCBI's taxonomy places the organism in Eukaryota, Metazoa, Chordata, Mammalia, Carnivora, Canidae. Gene Ontology annotation, cellular component: nucleus. The record is from RefSeq and is a predicted model, not a curated record.
AUGAGCCAGCUCCAGAAUGAGUACGACCCCUACGCAGUGGAAGAGCCUAGCGCACCCACUUUGAGCAGUUCUGAAGAUGAAAUGGAUGUGCUUUUACAUGGAACUCCUGACCAAAAAAGAAAACUCGUCAGAGAAUGUCUUACUGGAGAAAGUGAAUCCUCUAGUGAAGAUGAAUUUGAAAAAGAAAUGGAAGCUGAAUUAAAUUCCACCAUAAAAACAAUGGAGGACAAGUUAUCCUCUCUGGAAACAGGGUCUUCCUCAGGAACUGGAAAAGUUGGAACAGCUCUGACAAAGUACUAUGAUGAUAUAUAUUUUGAUUCUGAUUCUGAAGAUGAGGACAAAACAGCACAGGUAACCAAGAAGAAAAAGAAAAAACGACACAGGAUUCCAACAAAUGAUGAGUUAUUAUAUGAUCCUGAAAAAGAUAACAGAGAUCAGGCCUGGGUUGAUGCACAAAGAAGAGGCUACCAUGGUCUUGGAAUACAGAGACCAUAUCAACAACGGCCUAUUCCAAAUAGUGAUGCUGUCUUGAAUUGCCCUGCCUGCAUGACCACACUAUGUCUUGAUUGCCAAAGGCAUGAAUCAUACAAAACUCAGUAUAGAGCAAUGUUUGUGAUUAAUUGUUCUGUCAACAAAGAGGAGGUUCUAAGAUACAAAAUCCCAGAGAAAAGGAAGAAAAGGCGAGGCCAUAAGAAGAUGAGGUCUAACCACGAAGACACUGCAGAGCAGACAGAGGCACAAGCGGAAGAAAUCUAUCACCUGGUCAUGUGCACCGAAUGUUCCACAGAAGUGGCCGUCUAUGACAAGGACGGAGUCUUUCAUUUUUUCAACGUUUUAGCAAGUCAUUCUUGAAUAGUUCAGUUGGCAUUUAAUUGCCCAAUACAAUAUAUAAGGCAAACAUGGACAGUUAUUACCC